AUGAAACGAAGAGAACGUAGCUGGAUGUAUGAAAGGAAGGUUGGGCUUUCUAUUAAUCCAGAGUUCGUGAAAGGGGUUGAUGAAUUCAUUCAGUACGUCAAAGAUCAUCUCGAGAGUAGUAACCCAAAUGAAGUUAGGUGUCCAUGUUUUAAAUGUAAGAACAAACGACUUUGGGAUGCGAAAACGGUUACAAUUCAUUUGUUUCGCAAGGGUUUUCUACCUAAUUACUAUGAGUGGAUGUGUCAUGGGGAAGGGUUUCUAGGAGUUCUUGAAGGGCGGUCCAACAAAUAUUGUGAAAUGGUUUUCGAUGCUUUUGGUCAUACUCAAGACCAAGGGCAUUCAGAGGAGGAGCCUAAUGCACAAGCUAAUCAUUUUCUAGAUUUGUUGAAGGCUUCUAAACAACCAUUAUACGAAGGGAGUUCAUUGUCUGUGUUAGAGAUGACUGCUAGAAUUACUAGUCUAAAUGAAGCGAUUCCUAACAACAACCAUAUGGCCGACACAUUCUAUGAGGUGAAGAAGAUUGUGAAGGGCUUGGAGCUGCCUCAUGAAAAGAUUCAUGCAUGCCCGAAAGGAUGUAUGUUGUUUUGGAAGGAUGAUGCUCAGAUAUCUACAUGUAGGGUGUGUGGCAGCGACCGAUACAAGAAGACUUCUAAAGGUAGCUUAGUGCCUUUGAAUGUUUUAUUUUAUUUCCCGAUCACACCAAGGUUGCAAAGGCUCUUUGUAACCAAGAACAUUUCAGAGGAAAUGACAUGGCAUUCGAAAAACCCUCGAGUACAAGGCACAAUGGCACACCCUAGUGAUAGUGAAGCUUGGAAACACCUCGAUAGUUGCUUUCCAGAGUUUGCCUCCGAGCCUCGUAAUGUUCGACUUGGCUUGUGUACAGAUGGUUUUUCUCCUCAUGGUAAGUUUGGGGGACAAUAUUCUUGUUGGCCUGUCAUUUUAACCCCUUAUAACUUGCCUCCAUCAAUGUGUAUGAAAAGACAAUUCAUGUUCCUUUCGUUGCUCGUUCCUAGUCCUAAAAAUCCUAAGGGAAACUUGGAUGUGUACAUGCAACCGUUGAUAGAAGAAUUAAAACAAUUAUGGGAAGUUGGCGCAAAUACUUGCGAUAUUUCGAGGAAACAGAAUUUCAAUCUUCGAGCAGCCAUCCUAUGGACCGUUAGUGACUUCCCGGCUUAUGGUAUGUUGUCUGGUUGGACCACAUCUGGUAAGAAGGCUUGUCCAUAUUUCAUGGAGAAAAGCAAAGCAUUUUGGCUCGAACAUGGUGGUAAAGUUUCUUGGUUUGAUUGCCACCGCCAAUUCCUUUCCACGAAUCACCCUUUACGGAAUAGUAGAACUGCAUUUUGUAAAAACAAAGUCGAUAAAGGUGCACCUCCACACAUCAUGUCAGGAGAAGAACUGUGGGGAUGUGUGAAAGACCUUCUGAAGGCUAUAGAUUGGCCCGAGGCACUUAAAACGCCUCAAAAAGGGGUGGUUCAAGCAAAACACACUGUGGGAGCUUCCAUAUUGGAAAACUUCUUUGAUCAGUUAAUUCACACUAUAAUGAAUGUGAAAAGGCAUACAUGUGACACGCCAUCGGCUCGAAAUGACAUUGUCAAAUAUUGUAAACGGCCGCAGCUUCAUCUUCAGGAGGAUGAUAGAGGAAAAGAGUUCAUGCCAAAGGCUCCAUUCGCUCUUGACAAGGCUUAG
Molecule: messenger RNA, 1686 nt
Organism: Chenopodium quinoa (quinoa)
Lineage: Eukaryota; Viridiplantae; Streptophyta; Magnoliopsida; Caryophyllales; Amaranthaceae
Exons: 3
Coding region: 1-1686 (561 amino acids)
Source: RefSeq, a predicted model, not a curated record